This is a messenger RNA of Macrosteles quadrilineatus (aster leafhopper), 1056 nucleotides long. Its product is annotated as INO80 complex subunit E. Lineage: Eukaryota; Metazoa; Arthropoda; Insecta; Hemiptera; Cicadellidae. The record is from RefSeq and is a predicted model, not a curated record. Gene Ontology annotation, biological process: chromatin remodeling. Bases 186 to 845 code for a protein of 219 amino acids. Gene Ontology annotation, cellular component: nucleus; Ino80 complex. The transcript is spliced from 5 exons.
ACAAACAACGAAACAACUCAACAACUCAACCCAUCAUCAACUUUCCUCCUCCUGAGGCCUAAUUUGUAAGAAAGUGUCAGUUCCAGUUGUAUCAUUGUAUCAAGUGAAAUAAAAAGAUAUCGCUUAAAUUAGGUGUUUAUUGAUGUACAUUUCAUUCUAGCCUAGUCGUGUGAUUGUAAACAAUUAUGGUUGCCAAUACUGAAGAAGACGAGGACAGUCAGGAUACAAUCAAUUAUAAAGCACAAUAUAAAAAUUUGAAACGAAAACUCAAGUUUCUUAUGUAUGAAAAUGAGUGCUUUCAAGAAGCAUUGCGGUCAACUCAGCGUCGUCUGUUGAAAGCCAGUCGAGAUCGCAGUUUUCUACUUGACAGACUGUUAAACUACGAGAAGGUUGAAGCAACAUCCAGUGAGGGCGAAGAAACAGAAUCUUCUGAUGAUGGUGAAAUAGCUCGACCAGAUGCAAAGAGGAGGAAACUUGAAAUGAACUCCAGUAGUAGUUAUAGCUCCAUGGUAAGUGGGCUGCCUAAAACUCCGUCGUCUGCUAAGAAGAAGAAACCUCCUACUCCAAAGCCAGUUACUAAAUCCCUCAGUCAGCCACAGAUACAGAUGGUGUUGGGCAGUUCUGGAGACGGACACAUGACACCAGAGGAGGUAGAACGCCACCUAGAGGCUAGACAACCUCAUUACCUAGACAUGGACCAGGCUGUGGCUACCAUACCCUCGGAGAUGUUUAGCAAUGAUCCAUCCCUUGACAUCGACAGUGAAUCAAACGAGCUGUGUGAUAUGGAAACCUCGCCGAGCAACUUGGGCGAAGACUGUCUCAGUGUUGAUAUGAUUGCUGAUUAAAUGUGUGUUGGAGAACAAAAUGAAUGCCAUGCGUCAACUGGUUCACAGAUAAGGACCUCUUAUUUAUUUCUUCUAGUUUUUUUCUGUUUCCAUAAUCAUAUUUUGGUUAGCAUUUAAGUUUUUUGUAAAAAUGUAUUUAUUUAUUAAAUUAGGUUUUUGAAAUUUUAAAAUAUCAUAGAAUGCCAAAUAAAAAAAAUAGAAAUCAGAAAUA